This is a messenger RNA of Saccharomyces mikatae IFO 1815, 315 nucleotides long. It is a transcript of the gene ECM15, whose product is annotated as Ecm15p. Gene Ontology annotation, cellular component: cytosol. The coding region runs from base 1 to 315 and encodes 104 amino acids. The transcript has a single exon. NCBI's taxonomy places the organism in Eukaryota, Fungi, Ascomycota, Saccharomycetes, Saccharomycetales, Saccharomycetaceae. The record is from RefSeq and is a predicted model, not a curated record.
AUGCCUAAGAUAUUUUGUUUAGCUGAUGUGUGUAUGGUCCCUAUUGGGACCGAUUCUGCUAGUAUAUCUGAUUUUGUUGCACUGAUUCAAAAAAAAAUCAGAGAAAGCCCAUUGAAGAGUACUUUACACAGCGCUGGUACAACAAUUGAGGGACCUUGGGAUGAAGUGAUGGGUUUGAUUGGCGAAAUUCAUGAAUACGGUCAUGAAAAAGGGUAUGUUAGAGUGCACACUGACAUUCGUGUUGGGACUAGAACUGAUAAGCAUCAAACUGCCCAAGAUAAGAUUGAUAUCGUUCUAAAAAAAAUAGCUAAAUGA